AUGGAUACCAAAGAAGAUGGACAAACUUCUCAAGCAAAAUCUUCUCAUAAGGCGUCCAAAUCUCAAGCAACAGGACCUUCCACUGUGGCAGACACAUCAUUACCUCAAAUCUAUAUGGAUGUAUCCAACUAUAUCACACUUCUUGAAACUCAGGAACAACCUAAAGAAGUCGGUGUUAUAGUUAAAUAUCUGCAAAAAUGCCCACUGGCAUAUGCACUCACGGCUACCUCUCAAAUUCUAGACUCUCUUAUUUCAGAAGUCUUUCAAUCUUCAAACAUAACUCCAAGAGCAAGUUCAAAAGAGCUUAAUGUUGAAUUUGACCUUGGACAAACUACCUUGGUACUAAAUAAAGAAGAGUUUGCAACUUGUUUAGGUCUAAACAAUGGUUAUCGUGAACCUUCCACAUUUGUCACACCUUCUUCUGCUCAACUGGUGAUAAUUUUCAAGGAAAUGGGUUACAAAUUUGAAGAAAAAGUUGAACCAAACCUCUCAAGAAAUAAUAAAGCUCGCCUCCCCAUGCAAUGGCACUUUCUUAGUUCCGUCCUCACUCAGUGUCUUUUCGGGUCUGUUGGUGGACGCAGUCUUGGUUCAACAAAUCUUUGGAUUGUCAUGUAUGGACUUUAUUAUGAUAUCAACGUUGACUACAUGUCUAUUCUUUCGGAAGACCUUCUCACCUUUCUCCCUGCCUCAAAGAAUAAGUUCGAGAUUCCAGAAGGCCCACUGCCACUAUUCUUGCAUAUGUCACCAUAUCAGAUUCGUACUACAUCUGAAUAUGAGUUUAUACAUCCAAUCAUCAUUCCAGAUGUUAUCCUAGCAAAGCUGGGUGAAAACAGUGCCUCUCUGCGCUCAUAUCAAAAAUACAUCAAGGGAAUUACUUCGUCUCCUAAAAAGAAAAGGAAGCACUCAGAUCAUGCAUCCAAGAAGUUGGCAAAGAAAAAAAAAGCAAUGAAAUCGGAUCUAGAAGGUCCAAGAAAUCGUGUCUCCUUGGUUUGUUAUGACUCAAUUGAUGACAAUGACCAAGAAGGUGAAAAGCAAUCUGAACUUGAAGAUCUCACUCAAAGCACUCCAGUACAACACAAUCAAGAUGAUGAUACUCCUAUCCAGACGGUAGACAUACCUUCCAGUGAAGGACUGAUAGUUGAUAAUGAACCAAAUGACAUGUCAAUUGUCCUAUACUCCAAAACAUAUACUAUGACAUUCAACAUUGAUCUUGAUGAUUACUCUCCUUCAACUCAAAAAGAGUCUCAAGAAAAUGAUGAUCCUCAAGAAGAAAAGUUCUUUUCUUUUCCACCGAAUCCUCCUCAGGAAGAUUGUACUCCAGCAAAUAAAGAUGAAGCAAAUGUUGGGUUCUAUGUUCUAUAA
Messenger RNA from Lactuca virosa, 1362 nucleotides. Lineage: Eukaryota; Viridiplantae; Streptophyta; Magnoliopsida; Asterales; Asteraceae. The record is from the annotation of a GenBank genome assembly.